AUGGAUGCUACCGAUGCUAUGGAGUUACAGCGCCAUCUGGAGUUCUUCACAGGGCCUCUUCCAGCAACUCCAGCAGUUAACACAUCACCAGAAUCCCUUCACGAUCAGGCGAAACCAUCCUUAGCAUCAUCUCUCGCUGGACAGGCUAUAUCUUGUCUGUCGGAUUCAACAGCGUCAAGCAGCUCCACUGCAAACAAUAAGAAGACCAACCUGCUCAGCCUCCCCCAUGAGAUCCUCACCAUGAUUCUCACCAUCCUCCUCGUCCGCAAUGAAACUAGCAUUGCGCUCCCAACAAUCGACCAUUACAAAUUCCCUGAUCUCAAACCCGACAUUUCUCCAGCAGUCCUCCAAACUUGCAAACGACUCAAUGAUAUCGGCAAACCCCUUCUCUAUGGCCGUAACAUCUUUCACCUCGAGCCUCAUAUCCGACCGUAUGCAUCCUCGACUCGAGGUUUCACGCCCCUCAGUCACAAGAGCUUGGCUCUGAUCGAACAUCUGGAGGUUCCCGUGGAGGGUCUGGACGUGCACCACAUGCCUCCACGUAAUGGUGCGAUUUGUGUGGCAUUGAGUGAGGCAGCACGUUUCUAUCCUUACCCUUAUCCCGGUGGAGGGAUGGGCAACGUACAAUCCAUUCAGUGCGUCUUUGAACACAGCAUAGACACUCAGACUUGCGUUCUUACACAUCUCGACACGGAUGAGGAGUUCCGUAAGCUCGUACUCGAAUUCCUCUCCCACCGUGGCGAUAUCGCAUUCGCUCCAUGGUACAAAUAUGCCGACUUUAGGCGCCAACUGUAUGACUGCAUAGUCAAGUGGCAGGCUUUGCUGAUCGCGGCUACUGUUCGUCAGCGUUUUCCAGCUUUCAAUCGAAUGCUCCACAUGUGGCGAAAGACCGAGGGGGAUCAUCAUCCGCGGCUUCUGAUUGUGCUUUGUCGCAAUGCUGAAGGAUUGCAGGCUGCUAUUGCAAUGAGCAAAUCGCGUGGCAUGCAGGUUGACGGGGAGCUUGAGGUGGAUGUGGAGCAAGGCACAGUCAAAGUGAUCUCCGGACGGCGGGCUGGGUAUUAUUACAAGUAG
Endocarpon pusillum Z07020 is the source of this 1071-nucleotide messenger RNA. RefSeq lists its product as uncharacterized. The record is from RefSeq and is a predicted model, not a curated record. Lineage: Eukaryota; Fungi; Ascomycota; Eurotiomycetes; Verrucariales; Verrucariaceae. The coding region runs from base 1 to 1071 and encodes 356 amino acids. The transcript has a single exon.